Messenger RNA from Cyanistes caeruleus (blue tit), 1152 nucleotides. RefSeq names its product hydroxysteroid 17-beta dehydrogenase 2 (gene HSD17B2). NCBI's taxonomy places the organism in Eukaryota, Metazoa, Chordata, Aves, Passeriformes, Paridae. Gene Ontology annotation, cellular component: intracellular membrane-bounded organelle. The record is from RefSeq and is a predicted model, not a curated record. Gene Ontology annotation, biological process: steroid metabolic process. Gene Ontology annotation, molecular function: estradiol 17-beta-dehydrogenase [NAD(P)+] activity; testosterone dehydrogenase (NAD+) activity.
UGGCAAUACCUGCUCUCAGCCGGCCGGCGCUGGGGUGCGAGUGCCGCCUGCUCCCCGCUGCCGAUGGAUGCUGCGGCCAGCAGCGCCCUUGGGUGGCUCUGCGCUGGUGUCACCGCGCUCCUCGGGGUCACCGUGCUCCGCAGGGCCCACAGGAGCCCGCUGGGCAAGGCGAAGGUGCUGCUCUGGAGCCUGCUGGCCGCCCUGCUGUGUGUGGCCCCGCUGGGGGCUGCCGGGGGGCUGCUGGGGGUGCUGGUGGCAGUGUGCCUCGCCCGCUCCGUGUGCCCGGGGGACAGCGACCUGCUGCCCGUGGCGGACAGAGCCGUGCUCAUCACAGGAAGCGACACUGGGAUUGGACAUGCACUGGCCAAAUACCUGGACAGCCUGGGUUUUGUUGUGUUUGCUGGGGUUCUGAACAAGGACGGCCCUGGGGCGGAGGAGCUGCGGCGCUCCUGUUCCCAGAGACUCUCUGUCCUGCAGCUGGAUAUCACCAACACCACUCAGGUCAAGGAGGCCUAUCUGAGAGUCUCAGAGAAGGUGCAAAAUGCAGGACUCUGGGGUGUCGUGAACAACGCAGGAAUCCUGGGCUUCCCUGCUGAUGGGGAGCUGCUCCCCAUGAGCACCUACAGACACUGCAUGGAGGUGAAUUUCUUUGGGGCUGUGGAGGUGUCCAAGACCUUCUUGCCGUUGCUCAGGAAAUCGCGGGGGAGGCUGGUGAACAUGUCCAGCAUGGCAGGAGGCAUUCCACUACCGAGGUAUGCUGCGUACGGGGCAUCCAAAGCAGCUCUGUCCAUGUUUUCUGGAGUAAUGAGGCAAGAGCUUUCCAAAUGGGGCAUUAAAGUCACGGCAAUUCAUCCAUCAGGCUUCAGAACAGGUAUCGAAGGCACGGCUGAGCAGUGGGAUAAACAAGAGAAGGAGCUGAUGGAGAACCUCCCUGCAGACACCAGGCAGGCCUAUGGAGAGGAGUAUCUCCUGGGGCUGAGGAAUUACCUCCUCCACCUGCCCUCCCACUGUGCCCCCGACCUGUCCCCUGUGCUGGGCGCUGUCCUGCAGGCCCUGCUGGCCAGGAGACCCCAGGGCCUUUACACCCCUGGCAAGGGGGCUUACAUCCCCCUCUGCAUCUUCUGCUGCUUCCCCCUCUGGUUUGUGCUUUGA